AUUUCUGAAAAGUCGGCCGAGCUGCGGUGCAUCCGGGAUUUUUCGGCCGGGUGCACUUUCUGGAAAAGCGCCGUGGCUUCGGUUUGGGAUAACACUUUUGGAAGGGUGGGAGCACCGGGACAAGGCUUAGCUUUUCGUUUGUCUUACUCUGUAGAGAAGCAAAAAAAUGCCCCGACUUCCUUUGCUCUCCUCCUCUUGCUCCUAACGUGCAGCCACUCGGGCGCGGAGCGCAGAGUCGCCGCCGCUGCCCAGGCCUCUCUCUGGGUAGAGGGCCUGGCCGCGGUGGCCGGAUCUGCGCACGGGGGGCGGACGUGCUCGGGCAGACGGGGGCCUACUGGGUGCCGCCGAGUCCAGGAAGGUUUCAAGCGACCCCAAGGACUGGACUCAGGAGUUGGCGCCCCCGCUGCCCUCCGAGGAGGAGCGGUUGCCCUGGGGUCUGAGUCCUCCAGCCCUACCCUAGUGGAAGCCGCAGUGCGGGCCUUGCAGCCCAAAGACCCCUGGGCGCACGCAAAGUGUGCUUCGGUCGUCCAGGUGGCACUGGGGAUUACGGCCCACUCUCACUUUCUCUCUGCCUGUCCCCUGCAGAGCUCUCCCUACGACCAUACACCCGGCAUGGCAGGCUCCUUGGGGUACCACCCUUAUGCUGCGCCCCUGGGCUCCUACCCGUACGGGGACCCUGCGUACCGGAAGAACGCCACGCGAGACGCCACCGCUACGCUCAAGGCCUGGCUCAACGAGCACCGCAAGAACCCCUACCCUACCAAGGGCGAGAAGAUCAUGCUGGCCAUCAUCACCAAGAUGACCCUCACCCAGGUGUCCACCUGGUUUGCUAACGCGCGCCGGCGCCUCAAGAAGGAGAACAAGAUGACGUGGACGCCGCGGAACCGCAGCGAGGACGAGGAGGAGGAAGAGAACAUUGAUCUGGAGAAGAACGACGAAGAUGAGCCCCAGAAGCCCGAGGACAAGGGCGACCCCGAGGGCCCUGAAGCAGAGCUGCCCCCGGGUCCCGGAGGGCCCUCGGUCAUACACUCCCCGCCACCACCGCCUCCACAGGCGGUGCUCGCCAAGCCCAAACUGUGGUCUCUGGCGGAGAUCGCCACAUCCUCGGACAAGGUCAAGGACGGGGGCGGAGGGAGCGAGGGCUCUCCGUGCCCACCGUGCCCCGGGCCCGUAGCCGGGCAAGCCCUAGGAGGCAGCCGCGCAUCGCCGGCCCCGGCGCCAUCGCGCUCACCCUCGGCGCAGUGUCCCUUUCCAGGCGGGACGGUGCUGUCCCGGCCUCUCUACUACACGGCGCCCUUCUAUCCUGGCUACACGAACUAUGGCUCCUUUGGACACCUUCACGGCCACCCAGGCCCCGGUCCAGGCCCCACCACGGGUCCGGGCUCGCAUUUCAAUGGAUUAAACCAGACCGUGUUGAACAGAGCGGACGCUUUGGCUAAAGACCCGAAAAUGUUGCGGAGCCAGUCCCAGCUAGACCUGUGCAAAGACUCUCCCUAUGAAUUGAAGAAAGGUAUGUCCGACAUUUAACGCGGGCUGCGUCGGUCCCGGACUUUCCUAAUUUAUUAAAAAAACAUGGCCUUGGCAGUUAUUUUUCCAUCAACAUGAGAGAAAAACGAAACUACCCCUCCUAUUAAAAAGUUUAUAAUUCAUGGAGAUGGAUGACAUAAAAAUGUAAACAUCUCCACAUAAACACAAAAAUGUCUUAACCAACCGAAAAGGAAAAUUACAAAAAUGAUUUGUAUUAAAUCUUAUUCUGUAUAUUUAAUGUAGCAUUUUGUAUUUAAAUUGAUAAUUCAAUAUCUUUGAAGUAAAUUAUGAAAUUAAGACACCUGUACAGGCAUUUAAUGGUUUUUUUGUAAUAUAAAUAUAUACAUUUGUGUUGCCCCCAAAACUGUUUCAUAGUUUAAAAAAUACAAGUUUAAUUUAAUUUUUUACACCUAUUGAUUUUUCUGGGUAUGAGCUAAAGUAUUAUUACAGAAAGGAAACAGGUUAUACACUUAGAUUUAAAAAGUAAAAGAAACUGCAGCCGCCUUUGUAAAAUGCAAAAUAUUUAAUUAAAAGAGAUUUUAACAUAA
Vicugna pacos (alpaca) is the source of this 2075-nucleotide messenger RNA. The record is from RefSeq and is a predicted model, not a curated record. NCBI's taxonomy places the organism in Eukaryota, Metazoa, Chordata, Mammalia, Artiodactyla, Camelidae.